UAGAAAGACCCUGCGUCAGGCUUUCCCACCUUUAGUAGGUACUUUGGACCUACUAAUAGGUUCUAUGUAUUUGAACAUAUUGGCUGAUUAUUGUGGUGUGAAAAGGACUUUCUCGCUUUUUGAGAUCAUCUUCUAAAAAAUAGUUUUCUUUCUACCUUACUCCAACCAAUAUCCUCUCCUGAAAGUAUCACAUAUCUUCUCAAUAGGCAUCAUUUUCCCUGAAUGAUGAGGAAAACUGAUGGACCUAACAAAAGAUAGGUUUAUUUUAGUCACUGAGAAAAAAUAUAUGUACAUUUUCCCUGGACCCUGAUAAAAAUCUUAGAAGUUGUUGAACAGCAUUAGUGGGAAAAGAUGCCAUGAGAUUAAUCUGGCAGCAGUCAUCCAUUUAGCAACAUGCUGACACUGUCCAAGGCAUUGGGUGCAAUAGUAGAAGAAAAAGGAGUGAACAUCAGUCCCUGCCCUUAUGAAGCUUUCAGUCUUAUGAAUACCAGUGCAGGAUGAACUGGAGUCUUUAAAGACUAGAGGCAGGGAAACUGGCUGUGAUCGAAUCAGACAUCCUCAAUUCCUUAUCGUGUUAGCAUUUAGCUUUGCCUGCCUUUUGAUGACCUGCAUUUUACCUGUUUCCCCAACUACCACCUUCCACUACUAUCAACACAUAUACCUUCCCUUCUCAGCUCUCUUUAUUCUUUGUGCUUCCAUUGUCUUUUGUUCAUAUUGCAUGGCCAUAUUUGGGAGCUAUUAGAACUACAUACUUUCUACCCUCCUUCCCCCCAGUUAAAUUCUUCCAUUUCUUCUAUAACAGUUUUCUUCCUCAUAGCAAAAGAACAAAGGAGACAUUUGCUUUCUUGAUAUUUUUCAGACUGGGAGUCUUGGUGUGAAAUCAAGGAAUUAUCUCCAAAAUGGUUCAUUGAUGAAGAUGAAAUAUCCCAGGAGAUGAUAAUGGAAAGGCUAGCAAGUCAUGGCCUUGAAUGCUCCAGUUUCAGAGAAGCCUGGAAAUAUAAGGGUGAAUUUGAGCUACAUGAGGGAAAUGCGGAGAGGCAUUUCAUGCAAGUGACAGCUGUUAAGGAAAUCUCUACUGGGAAAAGGCACAAUGAAUUUAGUAAUUUUGGGAGAAGCAUACCCCUGAAAUCAGUAUUUUUAACAGAACAGACAGUUCCUACCAUACAGCAAGUACAUAAAUUUGAUAUUUAUGAUAAACUCUUCCCCCAAAAUUCAGUCAUAAUUGAAUAUAAAAGACUCCGUGCUGAGAAGGAAUCUUUGAUAGGUAAUGAAUGUGAAGCAUUCAACCAGAGUACAUACUUUAGUAAAGAUAUAGGAAUUCCUCUUUGUGAGAAACCUUAUGAAAGUAAUGAUUUUCCAAAUUUCUUAAGUUUCCACUCAUUACUUACUCAACAUCAGACCACUCAUUUUGGAAAAUUACCCCAUGAAUACAAUGAAUGUGGUGAUGCCUUUAGCUGUUACUCAUUCUUUACUCAACCUCAGAGAAUUCACAGUGGAGAGAAACCACACACAUGCAAUGACUGUGGAAAAGCCUUUAGCCAUGACUUCUUUCUCAGUGAACAUCAAAGGACUCAUAUUGGGGAGAAGCCUUACGAAUGUAAAGAAUGUAGCAAAGCCUUCAGACAGAGUGCUCACCUUGCUCAACACCAGAGGAUCCACACUGGAGAGAAACCGUUUGCAUGCAAUGAAUGUGGGAAGGCCUUUAGCCGUUAUGCCUUCCUUGUUGAACAUCAGAGAAUUCACACAGGUGAGAAACCAUAUGAAUGUAAAGAAUGUAACAAAGCCUUCAGACAGAGUGCUCACCUUAAUCAACAUCAGAGGAUUCACACGGGAGAGAAACCCUACGAAUGUAAUCAGUGUGGAAAAGCCUUCAGCAGACGCAUAGCCCUUACUCUGCAUCAAAGAAUUCACACAGGAGAGAAACCCUUCAGAUGUAGUGAAUGUGGGAAGACCUUUGGCUAUCGCUCACACCUGAAUCAACAUCAGAGAAUUCAUACCGGAGAAAAGCCCUAUGAGUGCAUCAAAUGUGGGAAGUUUUUUAGGACUGACUCACAACUUAAUCGACAUCACAGAAUUCACACUGGAGAGAGACCAUUUGAAUGCAGUAAAUGUGGGAAAGCCUUCACUGAUGCUUUAGUUCUAAUUCACCAUAAGAGAAGUCAUGCAGGAGAGAAACCCUAUGAAUGUAACAAAUGUGGGAAGGCCUUCAGUUGUGGCUCAUAUCUUAAUCAACAUCAAAGAAUUCAUACUGGAGAGAAACCCUAUGAAUGUAAUGAAUGUGGGAAGGCUUUUCAUCAGAUCUUGUCCCUAAGACUACACCAGAGAAUUCAUGCUGGAGAAAAACCUUAUAAAUGUAAUGAAUGUGGGAAUAAUUUUAGCUGUGUCUCAGCCCUUAGACGACAUCAAAGAAUUCAUAAUAGAGAAACGCUCUGAUUAUAACAAGUAUAGGAAAGAAAACAUUUGGUUACCACUCAGUCCUUAUUGAAUAUUAGUGAGUUCUUCUUGGUUAGUAAUUCUUUGAAUGUAGUUCAUAUGUCAGUUCAUGAGAAUCCAUUAUUUGAAGUAGCUCAGUAGUAGACAUCUGUUACUUUUUUUUGUUUUAGACAGAGUCUCGCUCUGUUGCCUAGGCUGGAGUGCAGUGGUGCAAUCUUGGCUCACUGCAGCCUCUGCCUCCUGGGCUCAAGCAAUCCUCCUGCCUCAGCCUCCUGAGUAGCUGGGAUUACAGGUGCCUGUGACCAUGCCUGGCUAAUUUUUGUAUUUUUAGUAGAGGCAGGGUUUCACCGUAAUGGUCAGGCUGGUCUCGAACUCCUGACUUCAGGUGACCCACCCGCCUCCCAAAGUGGUGGGAUUAUAGGUGUGAGGCACCAUGCACGGCCACAUCUAUUCCUUUAUGAUCUGUUCUGUACCUAGCUUACCCCACCCUCAAUGCAUAUGAUUCUGGUGAAACUGUUAAUCAGAGACACUAGUAGAUUGGUCACAGGCUGGACAAUUAUUUCCCCCAACCUAGUGAUAAGGGAUUGGCAAAUGGCCCUGUCUGGAUCAGUGAAGUCCUUUGCGAGUAUUCCUAUGGGUAGUAAGAGAGAUUUUUUUCUGGAAUUGCAAGUUUCAAGGAUUUAAUAAGAUUAAAAACUCACCAGGAGCCUUUUUGCCACUCAUGAGGAAAGCUUUCCCAAAGAGAAAUCUAACAGAGGAAAAUGGAGACGAGAGACAGAAAUCUGAUGAUAUUGUUUGAUCUCCUGGAUCCAGUCAUUCCUGACAGCUACACCAUCCUUUUUCAUUUUUUGUGAUCCAAUAAAUUUCCUUUUAUUUAUUUUUUCUUAAUUUGGAUUAGAUUUUUGCCUCAUAGAAUUAGAGUGCUGACUCACACAUUCUAUGUGUGCUAUACAUAAGAGAAAGCCUUCAUUUUUUUCGUGACAUAAUUAUUUAUACUGAGGAGAAACCUUAUGAUAUAACAAGUUUAUCAAAGUUGAAUACACAGCCUUCAUAAAACUGAGAUAAUUGUUACAUUUUAUUUGUCGAUAAAAUUAUUUUAGUGUUUUUAGUUUUUUCCACAAUAUGAAUAUUUUAAAAUUCACCAAGUAAAAUUCUUUAACAGGCUUCCCCUUACGGAGUUGAAAUCAUGUGUCACAGUGACUCACCAUGUACCUGUAAAGAGAGAAUGGAAAGCUAAGGGAAUAAUGGUUUCAUUUGUUUAAUGAAUGACUCUUCAUCUUCAAGGAA
Messenger RNA from Piliocolobus tephrosceles (Ugandan red Colobus), 3720 nucleotides. RefSeq names its product zinc finger protein 527 (gene ZNF527). The coding region runs from base 934 to 2433 and encodes 499 amino acids. Gene Ontology annotation, biological process: regulation of transcription by RNA polymerase II. Gene Ontology annotation, molecular function: DNA-binding transcription factor activity, RNA polymerase II-specific; RNA polymerase II cis-regulatory region sequence-specific DNA binding. The record is from RefSeq and is a predicted model, not a curated record. Lineage: Eukaryota; Metazoa; Chordata; Mammalia; Primates; Cercopithecidae. The transcript has a single exon.